Ostrinia furnacalis (Asian corn borer) is the source of this 2917-nucleotide messenger RNA. RefSeq names its product synaptic vesicle glycoprotein 2C-like. Lineage: Eukaryota; Metazoa; Arthropoda; Insecta; Lepidoptera; Crambidae. Gene Ontology annotation, cellular component: membrane. Gene Ontology annotation, biological process: transmembrane transport. Gene Ontology annotation, molecular function: transmembrane transporter activity. The record is from RefSeq and is a predicted model, not a curated record. Bases 38 to 2737 code for a protein of 899 amino acids. The transcript has 16 exons.
AUUCACGUGUAUAUCAGCGUCCAGCCAGUCGUACGAGAUGUUGCUGACUUCGAAAUUCUUCGAAGGUGUUCUAUACUCAACAUACUUAUGUUCAUCUAUAUCUCUGGUUUCGGAGUUUUGUCAUAGCGGUAUAAGAGACCAAGUGCUGCUAUUCAACAACAUGCAGUCAAGUUUGGGAAUGGUCGUGCUAUCUGCUAUGUCGUGGGCCAUUUUGUUAAACGAAUGGAAAUACACUUUCUUUGGAGGACGGUUUGUCCUCCACACAUGGAACAUUUAUUUGUACGCCAUGUCACUUUUCACACUGACGGCCUUUAUAAUGUUCAUAUUUGUGCCGGAGAGCCCUCAUUAUCUUAUAUCUCAAAACAAAUACGCAGAGGUCAGAGACGUAUUAACUAGAAUCUACAGAGAGAACCAUAGAAACAGUGGGGAUAAGUUUCCAUUCAAAGAUUUAUGGAAAGAUACAAUAACGAAUCAAGAAACGAAACUAAAGACACCAAAUAUAUCAUUUGCUAACAAACUGGUUGUUAGUCUUCACAAAGUGAAGCUUAUAUUUAAAAAGCCCCUUGUGUUUUACCUUAUUACUAUGAUUGGAAUCAACAGUGCGAUGUUGAUAAUCUACGAUGUUUUGAGACUUUGGUUGCCUCAAAUAUGGACUAUAAUUGAACAUACCAGCUUUGAGACCGACGAUGGACAAACUAGAGACAUUUGUCAACUGUUGGACUGCUAUAAUAAUAAUAUGACGAUAACUGAGAUUGAUAUUAAAAAUACUACCACUGAAUGUAUUCCAAACAAAAGUGGAUACCAGACGUAUUUACUAAAUAUGAUGGUGAAUGGGGCGUCCUGCAUAUCAUUAAUUUUGUCCAGUAUACUGGUCAAAAGAUUGGGCAAGAAGAUAUUGAUAAUCACAGCGUCAGUGCUAGCUUUUGUCACCCUUAUAGUUUUGAGAUGGGCCAGUUCCAAAAUUGCAGUAAUAGUACUGCUUACUACAGUCAUUUCGGUGUCCAGUGCACUGGUAAAUUUAAACAGGAUCAUGGUGGUUGAAUAUUUUCCAACAUCAUCAAGAACCUUGGCAGUGGCUACAAUGAUGAUUUUUGGUCGAAUGGGUACAUUGUCAGGCAAUAUUGGGUUCCCUAUAUUGCUUAAAAUUGACAGUACUUUACCAUUUUACGUAAUGGACGCCGUUAUGUUUGCAAAAUGCGCUCCAGAAACAAAGCAGCUACGUCCAGUAGAGGAACUGGACCAAGCUCUAAAAGAAUGCAAGUUCGGAAAGUUCCACCUGAGGCUUCUCCUCACGUCUCUCGUCAGGAACAUUGCUGGGAACUUGGUCCAUACCAGCACACCCUUCUUACUGACCAGUGCGGAAUGCGACCUGAACAUGGACUUGGUGGAUAAAGGACUACUUAAUGCUAUGCCUUACGUUGGAAUGGCAAUCUCGGCAGUGGGAGCAGGAUUUCUAACCGACACAUUUGGGAGAAAAAAAUUCAUCCUUUGCGGUUACUUUGGGAUAUUCGUUAUGAUGUCUAUAGCUGGAUGCAGUCAAACAUAUUCCAUGUUGGUCAUCGCAAAAUUUUUUGAAGGAUUUUUAUUCGGAAUAGCUCACACCGCAUCGGUGACUCUCAUGUCAGAGUUCUGUCACCAAGGCAUUCGGGACCAGAUCAUGCUGUGUCAGUUCUCUUUCGUCUCGCUCGCACAGGUGUCAAUCGCCCUUAUGUCGUGGGGGGUGCUUACGCAGGAGUGGCGGUAUACGAUAUUCAAUGGAUACUUAGCGUUCAAUACCUGGAACUUUUACCUAAUAAUAAUGGCGCAAUGGAGCUUCCUUGCUUGGCUUCUUCAGCUAUUUAUACCGGAAAGCCCGAAGUAUUUACUCACACAACACAAAUACGAGGAGGCUCGUGAAAUUUUGAUAACCAUUUACAAAGAAAACACUGGGAAAUCGGCGGAAACGUUUCAGUACGUCAAUUUAUGGAAAAACAUGAAAAGAACAGAAGACGAGCCAAAACAACCAGUCUCAGGAUUUAGUCACCAUCUGGUGAUGGGACUUCGAAACGUUAAGCUGAAAUUUACGAAGCCCUUGGCCCUAAGGCUGACCCAGCUGUGUAUGGCAAAUGUGAUGAUUUUAUCAUUAUACAAUGUCCUCCGACUCUGGUUUCCCCAAAUCUCGACAAUCGUUGAACACUACUCAGACAAAGGGGCAGACCUGUGCGUCAUGCUUGACUCGUAUACUGAGGACCUGAAGACCAGGGCUGCCAACACAAAUGGGUCUGACGUGUGCAUACCGAUAAAAAGCGGCCCUGAAACCUACAUCAACAGCGUCAUAAUUGGUUUGGUCUGCUUUCUCCCGUACUGCAUCAACGGGGUGCUGGUGAAACGACUUGGGAAGAAGCCCCUCUCCUUAGGCGGGGGUGUGAUAGCCAUUGGAGGAAUCCUCGCCCUCCGAUGGGCCAGUUCGAAGACGGCUGUGGUGUCACUCUUCUCAAUAAGUGCUGCUGUUCUGCAGUCUAUGACUACCAACAACUUUGUUUUCACGAUGGAAAUCUUCCCGACUUCUAUAAGAGCAUUCGCGACCUCAAUCGUCAUGACGAUGGGUCGCUUUGGCACACUGAUUGGGAACGUGUCGUUUCCUGUGCUCCUCAAUAUGGGGUGCAGUGUACCCUUCUUCACGAUGACGGGACUUAUGGUUUGUGUGGUAAUAAUAUCCUGUUUCUUGCCAGGGAAAAAGAAACAGUGUAUGCAAUAACUGAGGACCAGAGUAGAGAACAAUGCGGUAUUUUAAGAUAUAGUCUGGUCGCUGAUCACGUAGAUUUUUGUCCAUUGACCUCAAGCUACCCAUCCUUAUCGCUCGUAUACUCACUGCGGGCGCCCGUCGCACAGUCGCGACAGCAAUAUAAUUACGCGCGAGCGAUAAGGAUGGGUAGCU